CGAUUUUACACCAUUUUUCUGCAUUUUAUCUUCUUUAUCCAUUGGGGAUAUAACGCUGGCCUGAGCGGUUCACUCUGGUUUUAUUGAUUUAUUGGUUAGUAUAACACAUAAUAAACAGAGCUUUUCAGCUGGAGUUGAACAGUUCAAUCCUGAUGAAGUAUCAACUUUGAUGUGGUGUAAGAUUUUGAGAGUGUCUCGGAGGAUCCCUCUGGUGGGCGCGCGCACGUCAUCAUUUAAAAUCGAAAGUAAAAGAUGCUGCUGGAGUAAGUGCGCGCGCUGCGUGCUCUCUAUCCCGUUCGGUGCUGCGUGCUCUCUUUCCCGUUCGGAACGAGAGGAUCUUAAACGGAGUUACCCAUAAUGCCUUGAGAGAUCACAAGGAUGUCCAGCAGCAGCAUUAUAGUGUCAGUCAGUCCGUCUGAACUUCAGAAGAUAAACCUGGUUGUGUGUGGGAGUGAUGGAUCAGUAAAGUCCUCUGUAUCAGAUCUGAUCCUGGAUCAGGGAUCAAAGUUCAGUGCAGACUCUAGAUCAGUGUGUGUGAGGAGGGAGGCAGAAGUAUGUGGACGUCUGAUCACCCUGGUGGAGCUUCCAGCUCUCUACAGCUCUCAGCUCUCAGAGGAGGAAGUGAUGCGGGAGUCCCUCCGCUGUGUCUCUCUCUGUGAUACUGGAGUUCAGGCUUUUCUCCUCGUCCUUGCUGAGGGACGUCUCACUGAUGAAGAUAAAGGAGAACUGGAGAAGAUCCAGCACAUCUUCAGCUCCAGGUUCACCCAUCACACCAUAACUAUCAUCCCUACAGAGACCCAGCAGCAGGGGGCGGAGUUAGAUGAAGAUACAAGGACUUUUACUAAAACCUGCAGAGGAGGAUGUUAUAUCUUUGGCUCUGUUCCAGAUGUGUCUGGGUUAAUAGAUAGAGUUCAGCAGCUGCUGAUGGAGAAGAAUGGAGAUCUUUACACACCACAGAUGUUCCUGAAUGGACAGCUGGAGACACAGCUUAGAAGAUACAAUAGUAAAGUUGCAGAGAUGACAACAACUAUUCAGAAUUUGGAGAUGAAGAUUCAGACUUUUUCAGAAGGGAGAAGACGAGAUGCUUUGAGGAUUGUGCUGCUGGGGAGAACAGGAUCAGGGAAGAGUGCUACAGGAAACACCAUCCUAGGAAAAGAAAACACAUUUGAACAUUCAUCAUCCUGCAUUUGUCAAAAGGAAACAGCUGAGGUCAACGGAAGGCAGAUUACUGUGAUUGACACUCCAGGGCUGUUUGAUACUCGAGUUGGAAAUGUGGAGAUCCAGAAGGAAAUUACUAAAAGCAUCUUCAUGGCAGCUCCAGGUCCACAUGUGUUUCUGCUGGUUCUGAAAGUCAGACAGAGAUUCUCAGAGGAGGAAAAAGGAACUGUAGAGAUAAUCCAGAACAUUUUUGGAGAAGAGUCAGUGACCUACACCAUGCUGCUGUUCACUGGAGGAGAUCUUCCUAAAGACACAAUCUUUAAGUAUUUUGGAGAAGCAGGAUCUGAUAUUAGAAAUCUGAUUACAAAGUGUGGAAACAGAAUACACUUCUUCAAUAACAAACAGAUUAGAGACAGAACCCAGGUCACUGUUUUACUGGAGAAGAUUGACUCCAUGCUGGCAGUGAAUGGAGGGAGCUGCUACACUAAUGAGAUGUUCCAGCAGGUGGAGAAAGAAAAUCAGGAGAGAAUUCUGAAGGAGAAAGAGGAGGAGAUCAAGCGAGAGAAAGAAGAACUGAGAGUCAGAUUUGAAGCAGAGAUAGAAAGAAUGAAGACCACACUUCAGGAGGAAAUCAAAUACGAGAGAAAGAGAAGAGAGGAAGAGUUUAAAGAGAGAGAACAUCAACUGGAGGAAAAACACAGACUUAGAGGUGAGGAAUAUGAAAACAGAAGAAAAGAGGAUGAGAAAAGAACCACCGAGAGAGAGAGAGCAAUUUUCUCCCAGCUGGAGAGAAACCAAGCAGAAUUUGAGAGGCAAAGACAUGAAGAUCAAAAAAGGAGAGAACAGGAGGAUGAGAAAAGGAGAGAGAGAGAAGAGCGAGAGGAGGAGAAAAGGAGAGAGAGAGAGAAUCAAGAGGAGGAAAAAAGGAGAGAGAGAGAGAAUCGAGAGGAGGAAAAAAGGAGAAAUAGAGAAGAGCGAGAGAAGAGAGAAUGGGAGGAGAGAAGAGAAAAAGAAAGAGAAGAAUAUAAGGGGAAGUUAGAGGAGCUGAAGAGGAAUCUUGAAGAGAAAGAGAGGAAGAGAAGUGAUCUGAAGCAGAGAAUAAAACUCUCAGAAGAGAAACACAUGAAGGAACUUGAAGAACUAAAACAUCAUCUGGAGAUCCGAAUCCAAGAGGAAGUAAAAACUAAAGAAAAGCUGAUUGAGGAACAUCAGGAGGAAAUAGAGAGAGUGAGGAAGAGCAUGGAGGAGAAGGAUCUUCAGCUGAAGAAGACGAUGGAGGAGAAACGAGCCGGUGGAAAUGGUAGAAAGCAGAACCAGAAGAAACAGAAGGAAGAAAAAUCAGAAGUCUUCAAUAAAAGAUUAAUAGAAUACCUCUUCAGGAAUCUUGGACUUGAGGACACAUUUAAGAACAGGCUUAGCAGAGCUCACUUUCUCGAAAUAACCCCAUCAUCAUUGCACAAUGAAAAUCCCAUAAACGAACAAUGUCUUGUUCAUGCUUUCAUGCAGCAAAUUUUAAGAACAGAUUACAGAGGAAGACAUUUAUCUGUCAAAUCAGAAAGUCCAGCACCAAAGUCUCAACACGCAGCUGGUAAAGAUGUGAAUGGUGAAAACAAACAGGUCAAAGUUCAUCCAAUGGAUGUUCAGAUGGCAGUGUUCCUCUGUUCAGAUGCUUUUCUUCAGCAGAUCAUGGUAACUAAGCUCUCUCAGUGUCAGUAUGCAGUUCCUCUGCUGGUUUCAAAUCCUUAUACUGGAGAUAUUGAAUUGCCACUGUGGACGAUGCGUCAGAUCAGUAAGAGCUGGAAGACCACAGAUAUUUCAGGCAGAGUCAUCAGUAAAACCCUGCCCAUGUACAAAGCUCAAACUCCAAUGGUGGUGUUCUUCAGGAUUGGCUCCAUUUCCUCAUCCAAGUCUCAGCUGAUGAACAGGCUGAUCAAUGAGAAGCAUGACACGUUCUUCCACAGGGACUGUCCAGGCAGCAGCAGAGAGCGUCUACUGAUGGACGGAGUGGUGGAGAUCGCUUGGUACCUCCCAUCUGGAAAAAGCACUGAUCAUUUCUCAGACUGUGUAGCGUUCUGUAAUCUACAUGGAGAUUCCAGCAUCAACGAGACUCAGAGAAAGAUUCUUACAGAAAUGUCCUCUGUGAAUGUUGCACUAUUACCUCAACUUGAUGAGAAUGACAACAAUAUGGUCAUUGUGAAGGAACUCUGUGAGACUACAAAACCUCUCAUUGUUGUUCUGACUGAUGAAGAGGAUGAAAAUGAAAAUGAUGUGUGUAAAAUCGGAAAGAGAAAAUACAGAAUAUCACUGAAGGGCAGAAAUCAGUCUGAUGUUUCUGUUGCUCUUAGAGAAGUUAUCAAGAACUGCCUCUCAAAACAGCCUGUGACUUUCAGUCUGGAGAAGAUAGCAGAACACUCAGAGAUAAAGGUGGAUGAGAAUAAUGAAGACUGUCAGAGAGGAAAGGAAGCUGCACAGGAGAUGAUGAGAUUCCUGGAGACAGAGGAUCCAUCAGCAGUCAAAGAAAAGUAUCUGCCCUGCCAGGGGAAACUGUGGCAUGACUGGAGUCAAAAAAACAAAGAUCUACAACGUCUUAGAAUUGAAACCACAGAAAUAGAGAAAAGCAAAAUGAAAAUGAAAGAAAUAAGAAGGAAACAGCAGAGUCAUGGUUUCAAUGAACUCAUGAAGUUGUUUGUAGGAAGUUUAAGGUCACUGUCAGACAGUGAGAAAAUGUAUUUCCUCAAGUGGAUGACAAUCCUGCUGGAUGACUUCACUUCUGAUACACUCUCUGACAUCCUUCAGGAGUACAACCAAAAAUGGUCAGAAUUGCUGGCUUUGAAAAAAACACACAAUAAAGAAAUUUCACAGAAACUGAAAACUGAACAGCAAAAUCUAGAAAAGAUCUCCAAUAAGCUUAUUGCUGCCACCUUUGGUUUGGAGCACAUACUGAGAGAGAUGGGUCAGAUUUAUGAAGCUUCAGUCUCUGAGAGAAGAGAGGAUAGAGUGAAGGAUGGAGAUCUUUCUUACCUUCCUGAACUUGCUGCUGAACUCCUGAUAUCUGGCCACCCGAUGGAGCUGAUGGACGGUGAUGCUGCUCAUGUUCCUCUGGUUUGGGUUUCAGCAGUUCUGGAUGAGGUCAUCAGAAAACUGGGAGACCAGAGAGUCUUUGUGUUGUCAGUUCUGGGAAUUCAGAGCUCAGGGAAAUCUACCAUGCUCAACGCCAUGUUCGGACUCCAGUUUGCAGUCAGUGCUGGAAGAUGCACCAGAGGAGCCUUCGUGCAGCUGGUGAAAGUGUCUGAGGAGAUGAAGGGGGAACUAAAGUUUGACUACAUUCUGGUUGUUGAUACUGAAGGUCUCAGAGCUUUAGAGCUGGCUGGAACAGAUACCUUACAUCAUGAUAAUGAACUGGCAACAUUUGUUGUAGGUCUUGGAAACAUGACUUUGAUCAACAUUUCUGGAGAAAACCCAUCAGAGAUGCAGGACAUCCUUCAAAAUGUUGUUCAGGCCUUCAUGAGGAUGAAGAAGGUCAGACUGAAGCCCAGCUGUGUGUUUGUUCAUCAGAAUGUUACUGAUGUUGCAGCUGGAGAGAAAAACAUGGAGGGAAGAAGACGAUUACAGGAGAAACUGGAUAAAAUGACCAAGUUAGCUGCUAAACAUGAAGUCUGUGAUGCAGAAUGUUUCAGUGAUGUCAUUGCAUUUGAUGUACAGAAGGAUGUGAAGUAUUUUUCUCAGCUCUGGGAGGGCAGCCCACCCAUGGCUCCACCAAACCCACGCUACAGUGAAAAUGUUCAGGAGCUGAAGAGAGACAUUGUUUCUCGUGCAUCAAAAACAAACUGCAUGAAAUUAUCACAGUUUCAGCAGCGAGUGAAAGAUCUCUGGGAGGCUCUGCUGAAUGAAAACUUUGUCUUCAGUUUCAGGAACACACUGGAGAUAUCAGUGUACAGGAAACUGGAGGAGGAGUAUGAGAAAUGGACCUGGAGUCUCAGGAGUGCCAUGCUGAGUAUUGAAGACAAGAUGCUGAACAGAAUCUCCAGUGGAAAAGUGGAACCAGUGGAAAAACAAGAGCUGAUGAGAGAAAUGUCAGAAACCCUGCAGAAAGUCCAAACAUCAUUUAAAAAGUAUUUUGAAGAAGACAGUGAAAAGGAAACUCUGAUUCAGUGGAAAAGCAGAUUUGAGAAACAAAUACAACACCUCCAUGAUGACCUUGUAGAUGAGGCCAAAAGAAAACUGGAUGAGAACAUCAAACAGAAAAACAUUCGGACAAAUCUGGAUGAGCAGCUGAAAAAUCAUGAGAAGAUCCUCUUUGAAAAGAGUAAAGAACUCGCUCUGAAACUUAAAGAAGACAGGAGCAAAAACAGAGAUCCAAAAGCAGAAUUUGAUUCAGUGUGGGGAAAGUGGGUCUCUGAAUUAACUAAAGAUGUUCCAGAAAUCAAAGAUAUAAACAUCUCAAAUGAUGUCAUUAACAUUUUGGGGGAGGAGAUUUAUGAAAAUGGCCUUGUUUUUGAUCAAAAGAAAAGUGCUGCUUACAGAAGGAUUGCUAUUGAUAAUUACCAAAACUAUGUCUCUAUUAAAAAGAACAUGAUUGUAAAAGCUUUAGAAACAUUACAUUCAAUGGAAAAGUCUCUUAAUCCAGAAGAUCAGAUAUCAAUUCGGGAGCUGAUUUCUAAAGCCAUUCAACACACAACAGAAAAAGUGAAUUCAUUUCCAGUCUCAGUGCAGGGCUACAGCUCAGUCUACAUCCAGGAGAUUGCACGUGAUGUUAAACAACUAGUGCAGGAGUUUAAACCAAGACGUGACUCCUUUGAGUUUAAGAAAGAGUUCUUUGUUGAUCUCUCUCUUUAUGUGUGUGAACAAGCUGAGAAACGCUUUGUAGAACUUCACAGGAAAUACAGAGAAGCAAAUGAUCCAAUUCUUUACUUCAAAAUGAAAAAAACUGAGUACUUUAAAGUCUUCAUGAACUACUAUCAGGGAGCAACAUCUGCAGCAGUGCUUGGAGACCAAAUCUGUGUUCAGCUGAAAGAAACAAUCCUGCAGAGUGUGUACAACAUGAUCUCUAAAUUCAUCUGUGAUCAGAUGAGAGGAAAAUCUCCAUUUAAUGGGAACAGAGGAGAUCUGGAGAAGCACAUUCUGAAAUCUCUGGCAGAGCAGGAGGGUGAUAAGGAGGAGAAGUUUAAUAACUUCUUAACAUACAUGAACCAGCCGAAGAUCCACUUUGAAAAUUUCAUCAGAGACCGAGUUAGACAGUACAUGGCAGCAGAAAACCCUCAGACAGCUUCUGUAAUAAAAGAACACAUCGACCACAAACAGAGAAUUAUCUUCAGUGUAGCAGAAAAGGCCAGAGAUGAAGUUAAACUCAUCAGAGGAAAUGUGAACAAGUGGCUGAAAAUUUUCUCCAACAGUCUUGUAGAUGAGUUAGGAGAUAUUCAUAAGGAUCUAAGAAUUCAUCUCAGUCAUGAUGUCACUGAUUAUGAUGUUAUUGUGGAUGUUGUUAAAAAGGAGCUUCCACUUGUUGUUAAAGAGCUGAAAGGAAGCUUCUGUAGGUUUUCAGAUCUGAGAAAGGAGAUGUUCAGAGAAAAGCCUGAGGAGAUUCUGAUUAAACACUUCUGUAGGUGCUGCUGGAAGCAGUGUCCCUUCUGUGGAGCCGUCUGUACCAACAGUCAAGAAAAUCACACUGGAGAUCACCAGGCUGAAUUUCAUCGCUCAGGUUGUAUGACUGGAAAGAGUCAUAUGAAUACAACUGAGUUUGAUAUAGAAUUUUGUACAACAGUAGUAGUAAGUGAAAGGUCUUUUAACCCACAGCAUAAUUCUAAUGAGUCUGUCCCGUACAAGCAGUACAGAUCAGCAGGAGGAGAUUAUGCUGAAUGGAGCAUCUCUGCAGAUUUUUCUGAGCUGGUGUACUGGAGAUGGUUUAUUUGUGAAUUCCAGAAAAACCUUGAAAAAUACCACAACAAAACUUUCAGUGGAAGAGGAGAGAUUCCUACUGCAUGGAGAAAAUACACUCUGUCUGACGCUGUUGCAAGUUUAGGAAUAAGAUAAUAAAUCUGAAGUAUUCUGACAAUGAGAGGAUUAUAUAUAAUCAGACAUGAUUAUUUAAAACAUCCAGCCAUAUUUAAACUAGAUAAACGUAACAUAACCUUACUGGAGAAAAGCCAAAGAAGACCUCAUCAGAAUUCCUAAACUGAACAUAAAUGUGUUCGAUG
Molecule: messenger RNA, 7352 nt
Organism: Astyanax mexicanus (Mexican tetra)
Lineage: Eukaryota; Metazoa; Chordata; Actinopteri; Characiformes; Acestrorhamphidae
Product: interferon-induced very large GTPase 1-like
Exons: 7
Coding region: 379-7188 (2269 amino acids)
Molecular function (GO): GTP binding
Source: RefSeq, a predicted model, not a curated record